This is a messenger RNA of Penicillium nucicola, 1014 nucleotides long. RefSeq names its product aromatic alcohol reductase. The coding region runs from base 1 to 1014 and encodes 337 amino acids. NCBI's taxonomy places the organism in Eukaryota, Fungi, Ascomycota, Eurotiomycetes, Eurotiales, Aspergillaceae. The record is from RefSeq and is a predicted model, not a curated record. The transcript is spliced from 2 exons. Gene Ontology annotation, molecular function: oxidoreductase activity.
AUGCCCAAGUACGCCAAAAACCAGUCUGUCGGCUUCAAGAACAACAUCGAAAGAGUCGCUAUUGUUGGUGCUGGCGGCACAAUUGGAUGGAACAUUACCAAUGCCCUUCUCCAGACCGGAAGACACACAGUCACAGCUCUUUCUCGCAAAGACAGUGGCAACAAGCUGCCCGAGGGCGUCCUAGUCGCCCCAGUCGACUACAACGACGAGGCCACCAUUGUUACCGCCCUCAAGGGCCAGCAAUUCCUCAUCAUAACCAUGGCCCCGACUGCCCCCAAGGACACCCACAGCAGACUUGUCCAGGCGGCCGCCAAAGCUGGUAUUCCGUACGUGAUGCCGAACGGGUACGGCGCCGACAUUGACAACAUCCAACUCGGCAAGGACACGCUGCUAGGGCCCGUGGCCAAGGCUAACAGGGACGAGAUUGAAAGACUCGACAUGCAGUGGAUCACAGUGUGCUGUGGGUUUUGGUACGACUACAGCUUGGCAGGCGGCAAUGCGCGGUUUGGGUUCGACUUUGACAGGCGUUCCCUGACAAUCUACGACGAUGGCAAUACCAAGAACUCUACUUCAACGCUAUCGCAGGUAGGGCGCGCUGUGGCCAAGGUAUUGAGCCUAAGAGAGCUGCCCGAGGACGAAAAUGAUACAAGCCUUACUCUGUCCACGUUCCUUAACAAGGGUGUGUACAUUAAGAGCUUUGUGGUCAGCCAAAACGACAUGUUUGAGAGUGUCAAGCGCGUCACUGGUACUACUGAGGCUGACUGGACGAUAACUCAUGAGGACACCAAGAAGCGAUACGAGGAUGGUCUGGCUCAAGUUAAAGUCGGCAACAUGGCUGGAUUUAGCAAGAUGCUGUACGCAAGGACGUUUUUCCCGGAUGAUUCCAAUGAUAUGACGGAGAAGACACAGAAUGAGCUGCUUGGAUUGCCGGAAGAGAGCCUGGAUGAGUCUACUAAGGCUGGGAUAGAUUUAGUCAAGGAGCUGCAGCUUCGUGUUGAGCGCAUGGCGUCCUAG